Molecule: messenger RNA, 5793 nt
Organism: Lytechinus pictus (painted urchin)
Lineage: Eukaryota; Metazoa; Echinodermata; Echinoidea; Temnopleuroida; Toxopneustidae
Product: transmembrane protein 208-like
Exons: 4
Coding region: 154-663 (169 amino acids)
Biological process (GO): vacuolar protein processing
Cellular component (GO): intracellular membrane-bounded organelle
Source: RefSeq, a predicted model, not a curated record
ACUACAACCGACUACAAUUUAUCUAAAUAGCGCCUGGAUACAGAGACUAUAUUAAGGAGAAUCGACGAAAUUGGAUAUAUCCACGACCCAAACACCGGCAUCUGUUUCGAUUUUCACAUCUUAUUUGGACGAAAUUUAGAUUGUAGAGUCACCAUGCCUCCCAAAGGAAAAGUUGGCACAAAGGGACAGAAACAGAUUCUAGCAGAAAAUGCAGAGACCCUAAAUUACUACAGGAAUAUAAUGGUUGGAGCAUCACUGCUAUACAUUGUCAUCCGUCUUCUUUGGAAACUGGACACAUUUACAUGGUGGAACUGGCUGGUCCUCGCCUUUGCAACGGCAGUCUACUUCGGUUGUUACUACUUCAUGCGCAUGAUGGCCCAGGCAAAGUACUCGGAGACCGGGGCGUUGCUUGAUGGCGGACUGGACCUGAACAUGCAGUCUGGCAUGGGAGAGCAUAUUAAAGACAUCAUUCUUGUGACUGCGAUCGUACAAGUUUUAGGAAUCUUCUCAGAGUACUUUUGGCUAAUAUGGUUCGUGAUACCGGGAAGAGCGUUCUAUCUCCUCUGGGUCAACAUCCUGUCGCCGUGGAUAUUUGCCCCGGCCCCAGAAGUGGAUGAGAAGAAGCAGAAGAAAAUGGAAAGGAGACAAAAUAGGAGAUUUUAGUUUGUUAUUCCAAUUCAAUUUUAUAGUUUUAUUUUUGUUCUAGAUGGUAGUGAAGGUAGUGAAUGUGUUAAGUAAAACGAGAAGAAUGCAGAGUAAGUGAAUUUGAAAGCAAAUCUCUUUGCUUUUCAUGUAACAUCUACAGCUAAUAGGCAAAUAGAAAAAUACAUAAUAUUCUAUUUGAUCAGCACCUUGAUCCUCUACAGAGUUCUUACGUGAUCUUAGUAUAUUGCAUUAAAUCAUCACAAGCUACCAUUGACAUAAAUCCAUGAGGUCAUUCUCUUUAAGAGGGGGGGGGGGGGAAUGAAACAAUGGAUCACCACCCCCCCCCCUUGAACAAUACUGCCGUACUUUGGCAAAAGGAAGCAAGUUACAAAAGUAUCAUUCGUUGUAAAUGAGCAAUGUGUGUUCGUCAUUCACAUACAUGUAGGCGUCAAUGCAAUUUAACAGCAUAUUUUCUUCAAUAUCUAUCAUAGAACGAUCAUUUCUUCCCCAAAUUUUGCCUGAAUGUGCAACAUACAUAGGGCGUUUCAGAAACAACAAUAGCUCAAAUUUGACUGAUGUGUCACUUGCUUCCUUUUGCCAGAGUUGGGCAGAAUAGGUUCACAGCUUGGAUUUAUGCCAGUGCAAGCUAAAUCACCUAAAUUAAAAGAUUUAAAGAUCCCAAGGCUCCCUCAAAAUAAACUUUAAACCAGGGACUUGUGACACAAAACUUACUAAUUGAUUGUAUGCUUGUACAUGUAUGUUUAUACGUUUGAGUGCACAUAAAGAGCAAUAUUAACAAGCAUGAAGAAUUGAAAAUCAGCCCUCAGAUUAAGAUCUGAGCUAUUUGUUACAGGGUGUAGAACACUUGGAGAAUUAUAAUAAUAAUGAUUAUAUUAGCUUAUACCAUGCGAGUAAAAAAAAAACUUGACACCUCACAAAUUCCAAUUUAAGGAAAAAUAUGUCAUGGACACAUGAUUAUUAUACAUGUCUGGAAAGAGUAUCUUCUCCCAAAUAAUUCAAUACCACAUGAGUUAGAGAACAUAUUUGUUAAUCCCUUUCCAACAAAAUGAAUUUGAGAAUUGACACUAAAUGUGUUUAUUAAACGAUUAUAAUGUAAAUUACUGUAAAGGUGUUUUGAAAUGGAUUUUAAUGAAACCUUUGUAGGAUUAUGACAUCAUUGUCACCUGGGGUUCAUUCAUGGCAGUCAUGCCUUAAUUUGGCGCAAGUCAAAAUUUACCUCACUGCAAAGAAUGCCUACUGAUUAUCUAAGCAUGAAGACAUACAACAUACAUAUGGUAUCAAAUUAUUUGGGAGAAGAUACUCUUUCCAGCCAUAUGUAAUAAUUAUGCAUUCAUGACAAUUUUUUCCCCUUAAAAUUAAAUCGGGGAUUUGUGAGAUGUCAAGUUUUUUUUUGCUCACACAGUAUAGUACAUAGCACUUACCUUAUCAGAAGUCUGUAAGUGCUCUAAAGUUAUGCAGCAUAAUUAAUAAAUUAAGCAGCUAAUCCGCACCCUUUGUUUCAAGGAAUGAAUUCCUGCCAGCCCCCCCCCCCCCAUUUACCUCACCUGGGUUGAGUGCAACUCAAUGUUGAUAAAAUUUCUUGCUGAAGGAAAUUGACGCUAUGGAAACUAACUCUUUGCAAGAAUGACAAUCAAGUGUAUUGAUUAAGAUACAAAAUCGGGGGGGGGGGGGGGGGGUCAUAAACUAAAAUUGAAUUGAUUUCAAAUGGAUUUAAAUCUUAAAUCGAUUUAAAGCUUGCUAAAACACCCCAAAAGGGAUCGAAACACGUUAUGUGAUAUUAGGGAAUAUAAUGAAACAAAAUACAAAGAACAAGCAAAACAGAUGAUUGAUUUUGCGUAUCCCUGCAGGUGUUUCAUAAUCCAAAAUCAAUCGUUAAAUCAAUUUUGAUUUUAUAAAAAACAUCCCAUUACAUAGUGUCCUGUUCAUACAUGUAGCUCUGCUAAGAUAGAAGAUGGAGUGCAAUAUGUAGCUAAUAAUCUAAAGCCCUGUUCUGUAUUUCUGAAAAAUACAAACCUGUCUUUUAUACUGAGUCUGUUGCCUUUUCCAUGAUGAAACUCUUUUGCAACCGUCAUCGAAUGAGUACAUGGUAUUCAGUUUUGCAUUGUUUGUAGCUAUUUGAUUAAUUUAUAGGAGGUAAAUGUAGAUUGUUUAAUGAUAGAUUUGAUGUAGCAUGACAUGGGAAAACAGACUCUAUUGAUAGGGACUUUGAAUGAAAUAUUUCAAUUUUUUCUGUGUAGAUAUCUACAUUUUCUACUUAUUGGAUAAAUAUGUGAUAGAGAAAAUUUACCCAUGGUGGUUUUGUUUAUAGAUGAGGGAUAUAUAUUGAUGAAUGUUUGGUGAAAAUCCAUGAACAAAUAUUAACAGAGUUGAUAAUUUUAAAAUAUUGUGAUUUUGUGACAUCACAUGCAAGCAGCUCCACAAUAUAACAUGUAAUAUAUAUCCCAAUGAUUACGUCAAUUUUCAAAGAAAUUUGAAAAUCAUUUUACCUACAUGUAAACACUCCACUUAUAUGUACAUCUAUUAAAUGAUAUAGUCAUUCAUUAUAAACAAAUUACACUAUUACAAUGUAUGGAAUUAAUAUGGUUACCUGCUUGCAUGUCAUGUUACAGAAUUAGAAUUCAAAGAUUGAUAACGCUUAUUUUGUGAUGGAUUUUCGUCAAACCAUCAUUAUUAUAAAGUUCUUCUCAUUUUUCUACCAUUUUCAUCAUAACUAACUGGACGAAGAGGGAUAGAUUUUCCCUUGUUAAAAGUUGCAACUUCACGAGAUCAAGCAUAUUUUGGUAAAAAAAAUGAUAUUACACAAGCAAAGCAGUGAAAAUAUAUUAAAACCUAAUGACAAAAUAAAAUAAAGUUACAAUAUUAUGCAGUUUUUAUUGUUUUCAAAGAUACUAAAUUGAAGUGGUGAUAUAUGAUCUAGGAAUUUGCUAAAUAUGUAAUGAACUGACUGGCUCUUAACAAUUUUGACAAUGUUAAAUCCACUGGAUAAAGAAAAUAAUAGAAAAUUGAUGGUGGGGUCUUGCCUUAUCCUUGCACUGUUAUUUGUUUAUGUAAGGUUUACUAUGUAAUUGCCAAUUUACAAUCCUUUGUGUUUUCAUCUAUGAAUGCUGCAAAUAAUGAAAUUGAAUUAAUUCUCAUAAUAAACCUUAUGCAUGAGACAUCACGUCAGAAGAGACCCUCAGUCAGAGGACAAGUGACGUUGCUAUUCAAUCACAAGUGACCAUGUGUUAUGAAAUUGAGUUCAGACUUAUUAAUUAAAAAAAUCCUUCUAGAAUGGUGAAUUUUUUUGCCGCAUUGUGGGAUGCCCAAACUGCAGUGUUCGAGACAAGGCCUUGUCCUUCUACUGCAUACCGACAUUUUUGAAAGAGUACCCAAUGAAAGAGUACCUAAUGAAAGGUACCUAAUGAAUUCAGCCCUGUAUCCUUGUUUUUUUCUUUCUGAUUAUUUUGUUACUGUCGUCACAGUGACCUAUAUGUACUGUCUUGUUAACAACCAGCCUGCUUUAAUACAUUCCUUUGUAUCUUUUACGGUGACACAACAUUUGCUCCUGCAACUAUUGCUCCAGGCUUAAUUUUGUCUAAGAUGAAGAGUUAGAGUUGCAAUAAGGUUUUAUGUUAGGUUUAGGGUAGGGUAUAGUGCCUUUAGUGUGUGGAAUUUAGAGUAGAGCAAUUGAGAAAAUGUCAUGGAACCAUCGUUUAGAAUAUAGGAUUUUCAUUUCAAUCCUUUUUUCUGUACCAACUAUAUGUAUAGUUCUCUACUACAGUAUUAUUGCAUUACAGUGUAUGUACAUAAAGGCGUACAUGUAGCUUUUUAUUUUGGGUAUGCAGAAUUGAAGAUGCAUGUGUUCAGGGGAUUCCCCCAGUCAAAUAUAUUGUUUUACACAUGCGUGACCAAAAUAACGCGUUUAAAGGGGUGUUUUUUCAGUUUUGGCCGCAGGCCGCGCAUGCACUCGUUAAGGGUACCAAAAACACAGAUUUUUAAAGAAAAGGGUGGUGUUGAAAGACUGGUCAAUCGUGGGGUCAAAUGUAUUUAGGGUAUGUUUAUAUUCCAAAGUUUUUUUUCUUUAAGACAAGCGAAAUGUGUUUAGGGUUAAGCUUUUUUCCCGGGGUCACAUUCUGGCGACUUGUUUAGGGGCCGAAAUGUGUAAAUAAAGCCCGCAAAAAACUUGUUUAGGGGGUUAUUUUGCACACAGAGAAAAACUUGUUUAGGGGGCGUUUGGAAAUAAUUUGGUCACGCAUGUGCACAGCAAUACAUUUGACUGCCCCCCCCCCCCCGGGUAUUCCCCCUCCCUCGUUCAGUUUUCAUCUAUUGUCUCUCUAAAAGCACAAAAGUCAGGGAUUACAAACUCAUUUACAAAUUGUCUAAUGUAUGCAUCAUGUAUGUGACAUGUAUUAUUUGUUCUGUGAUAUGCAAGUGACAAAGUGAAAGUUUUUACUACAUGUAUACACAUGUUGAGGGUGAUUGUGGUUCCGUGGUUUUCCAAUGGAUUUUGUAUGUACAGGAAUUUUCUUUUCUUGAAAUUGAAAACCUCUUUGUGCCUCUGAAUGGAAAUGAUCAAAGUCUGUAUGAAAUACACGUAGAUAGAUGUACAUGUAAAAAGAUAAAUUACUGUUUUCUGUGGUAACAUUCACACAAUACUUGUCAGGAUGUUGGUUCAACUCUAACUUAGAGAUGGUCACUUCAAAAGGUGUUGGAAUCCAAAGUCACCAAAAAAAAAAAAUCUGACCUUGAAUUAAGAAAGUACAUUUUGAUGUGACUGCCUUUACUCUCUUUCUAAUUGAGCCUUUUUGCUUGAACCAAUCUACUUCCAUGUGAUCACUAAAAGAAGAAAUAUGGUAUUGCUCAUUUGUCAGAGGAUUUGAUGAGUUUCUUUUGAAACAAAGUUUACUUUAAAGUUUACUUUAAUUAGCUUAGCAAUCUGAACUAAUUAAUUUUCUGAUGUUGAUUCAAUACAUUGCAUUGAUUAUGAUGCAUGGCAUGCAGGUCUAUUGGCAAGUAAAUUGGGAUAUUUCCAGUGCAUAAUUUGGCUGAAAUUGAAGAAACAUAGCUGUAUUUCAGGUACUUGAUGUGUGUAUUCUCAUUUUGUGUAAAUAAAAUGAAAAAUAAAGGAUAUAUAUAUGAACAAUAUCA